UAAGCGAGCUUCGCCGAGGGAACUGGCUUGUCCGUUGGAGUUGGCGGUUGGAGCCUCGCGACGCUGCCGCAGCCAUGGGGGCGCACCUGAGCACCUUGGGAAACAUUGCACUUACUCCUGUAUAUUUUAUGAUCAGCUUGAUCAUGAGACUUUUUUCCAAGCCGAAGCCUUCCAUUACCCUGCAGGAUCCAGAAGUGAAAUAUGCAUUAAAGCUGAUCGAUAAAGAGAAUAUAAGUCAUGACACCAGAAGAUUUCGUUUUUCCCUGUCAACUGUGGACGACAUUCUAGGCCUCCCUGUUGGACAGCACAUUUACCUCUCUGCAAGGAUCAAUGGGAACCUGGUGGUCAGGCCUUACACGCCAGUCAGCAGUGAUGAUGACAAAGGUUUUGUGGAUCUUGUUGUGAAGAUAUAUUUCAAAGGAGUUCAUCCAAAAUUCCCUGAAGGAGGCAAAAUGUCACAGUACUUAGAGAACCUAAGGAUAGGGGAAACCAUUGAUUUCCGUGGACCCAGUGGAUUGCUUGUCUAUAAGGGGAAAGGUACAUUUGCAAUUCGUCCAGAUAAGAAAUCUGAACCGGUUCUUAAACACGUGAAAUAUGUUGGGAUGAUAGCCGGAGGAACAGGAAUUACCCCUAUGUUGCAGCUCAUUAGAGCCAUGAUGAAGGACAAAGAUGACACCACAGUUUGUCACUUACUCUUUGCUAACCAGACUGAGAAUGAUAUUCUUCUGCGCCCAGAACUUGAGGAAUUACAGGUCCAGCAUUCAGCCCGCUUUAAGCUGUGGUACACAUUGGACAGAGCACCUGAAAAUUGGGAUUACAGCCAAGGAUUUGUGAACGAAGACAUGCUCAGGGACCACAUGCCCCCACCGCAAGAUGAUACUCUCAUCCUCAUGUGCGGCCCGCCUCCGAUGAUUCAGUAUGCUUGCAUUCCCAACCUGGAUAAACUGAACUAUACGAAGGAGAUGAGAUUUGCCUACUAAAUUGGAGUGAAGACAGGGUAAAGUAGAAUGUGUAGGUGGGGAAAGAAUGGAAGGAAGCUCUUUGGAACAAUAGGGAACAAGAGUGGCAGAUGUGCAGAGGUGUGAAAACAUAUUCAGAAGGGCUGCCAAAGUGUCUACACACGUUUGGGAUUGUAUCCAAUGUUAGACAUAACUGUAGACCCAUUAAACUGAAUGGGAGUUAAGACCAACAUUGGAUACAAUCCUUGGUGUCUUUUUACUAAUGCUGCACUGAAAAUUCAUUUGACACAUAGCUGUGUCAUAUAUGGUCUUUUUAGCUUUGCUCUGCUUUUCAAAUCUGUAAUAAGGCUGCUGGAUUACAUGUAACACUUUUUCAUAAUAAAGAAAUGGAGCCUUCUGUUGCAACACCAAAGAGUUUCUUACCUGUAGCAUGUUGAAAGACCCAAGUGUCAAGCUAGUAUAGGUGGAGGAAGUGUUUUGUUCCUAAUAUCUCUGUUAUAAAGCUUUAGAAUGAGAUGGUUAAGGAUACCUGUAUGAAAUGUGCAUACUUCAUUCAUUUUAAAAAACACACUAUUGCCUGUAUUUGAAGAUGGGUGUUGUAGCUAAUUUGGGGGAAGUUCGGUUCCUUUGACACAAACACACAUACAAAUCUGUGUACAAGAUGAGGCGGCAGAUCAGCUUUAUUUUCUCAAUAGAGUAGCAUCCUCCAACUUUCUAUCUUGAUAAUCAUUCCCAAGCCAAGCUUUAUACACACUUAUUCUUUUGAGCUUUCUCUGCCCCAUCCCCAUUGAGUAGAAAAGAUUCUCUAAUAUCACAGUACUAAAUAUAUUUACAUGGGAAGAAGUCCCAUUGAUUUUGAAAAGGCAUAUUCAAGUUGUAAUAUGUUCAUUUUGGAGCUUAUCAAUUGCUCCUGGAAUGCUAUAGUCUGAUAUAGAACGGUCAGUUGAAAAAGGAUGUAUUGCCUAUAUUUUAUUUUAAAUAUAAUAAUUUAUACUGUUAUCUGAAGAAAUUUCAUAUUGAAAUUAAAAAAAUCCUGAUUUCCACUGUAUUUUGGGGUUCUGUGUCACCUUUAAAAUUUGGGGAGGAUUACAAUGAUUCCAAAAACAUGUGGAUAAGAACUAUUAACUUUGUAUCAUGUGCAUGUGAAUAUUUUUUUGGAAGUUGCUAACUACUGGCUCUCCAAAACAUUUUGUGACAGGAUUUCCACUAAAGUGAAAUUCAGUGCUUGUCUGAAAGUAAGUGGUUGAUCAGACCUCACAUUCCCAAAUCUAUGUGUUUUAAUUCUUCCUGUCUUUUUUUAAAAAAUUAGUUUAGGGCACCAUCUAUUGGGAAAUUCCCCUAUACAAGUUACAUUUAGAAGAAUUGAGCUAUGCAUGGAACAAGUAGGUACUUUUGAGUAUCUCCCAUUAUUUUCAGCGAGGCUUGUGAAGGAGAACUUUAGUGAAUUCUGUUUUAGUCCCUGUCUGUUUCACAAUGAAAGCUGGUGUUAAAACUAAUUUAGCAGCAAAUCUUUAUUGGGAGUCAUCCUGCUGAAGCUGUCCUUCAUAAAAGAUGAUUGGGAAAAAUGUAACAUCUUAAUCUGUCAAGUUACAUAAAGAGUACAUGUCAAGAACACUUUUGAGACUUCCAUAGUUAAAACUAAAAAAAUCCUGUGUGUGCCACUGACCGCCAACAGUGCAAGAAAAAUAAAAAUCAUUGCUUUAGAAGACUUGAUAAAAGUUUGUGACAAAAAGGUAGAUCUAUUCUUAAAUAGCCCAUUUUCUCGGAGAUCUAAUUUAUCAGUUCAUUUUCAAGUAUCACAUUGCAUCAUCUUAAAGUAUAGCCCGUCCUGCCUGCUUUGUGAUCUCUGUGCCUUUUACACAUGGUAUAGAAGAGCUUCUGUAUCUCUCCCUUUUCCUGCAAUGCAACACCCAGGCCAUGCAUGACAACAUUCAGCCCUCUCAUGCCUCACCUUGGAAGCGUCUUGAGGAUUCAGAUCUGCCUCAUGCAGGCUACUUGCACCGAAAGUGGAGCGAAGCACUAUGUCUUGGGAAGGAGUUGGUUAGCAGAUGCUUCAGGGUGUGUGUGGAUGGGUAAGCUGAAAUCAAGUGAGGUCCGGAGUGUGAAGGGAGGAGGAUUGCAGCCUGGUACCAUAACUUGACUGCUAAAGGUAAUACAUGCUUAAGGGCCAAACUAGAUGUUAUGUUAUUAAUAUAACCAUCUGAAUGGUGUUUUAAAAAUAAAUUGCAUGAAUAGUAGUGGCGUGCUCUGGAUCAGGACCAUUGCAGAGGGCAAAGGGUUAAAAGGCCCACCUCCCAACCCAAACCGUAAGUGUGCAGUUUACUCUUUAAAACCACUCAUACAAUUGCUAAUGAUGUCACAUCUAGUUUGGCCCACGGUUUAGUUCUAGCAGAAAAAGCAAAAGGUUGAGAAAACCAAACUCUAGACCAGUGCUAUUGUAUGCACUAAAUUCCUUUUGUUGAAAUAGGCUCUUGCAGCAGAAAGUAAGCAAAGUCAACAUAACAUAUCUAUUUUGCUUAAUGUUUAUACCACUGUGGGUAAAGGAGCCUUAACUUUUAUUAAAUGUAUUAUUGAUGUUUAACUGUCUUGGUUCACAAAACUGUUUUGUAUUACUUAUCCAGCCUAUUGAGCUAUUGGAUUUUCCCAACUCUUUGUGGUAGAAAUAAAACUUUGAUUUGCUUAUCAUUAA
Elgaria multicarinata webbii is the source of this 3648-nucleotide messenger RNA. RefSeq names its product NADH-cytochrome b5 reductase 3-like. Gene Ontology annotation, molecular function: oxidoreductase activity. NCBI's taxonomy places the organism in Eukaryota, Metazoa, Chordata, Lepidosauria, Squamata, Anguidae. The coding region runs from base 75 to 980 and encodes 301 amino acids. The record is from RefSeq and is a predicted model, not a curated record. The transcript is spliced from 9 exons.